AUGUAUAUCGCAAAGAAGUACCGCAACCACAACCUCGUCUACAUUUUGAUGGGCCUGGAGCUACCCUUGAUCAUCGCUAUUCUGACGCUCACUGGUAUCGCUGCACAUGAUCGGUACCGGCUCAAGCUGUGGCGAGAUGGAUACGAGAAUGGCUUCAACAGCUCGCCGCAAGCAGAGGUCUACGCUGCUGCGAACUACCAGUCGUACUCAACGCCGAAAGUCUGGAGCUCCUUUGCGACAAACUGGAACCUAGUCAUCUCCAUCCUCAGCACCUUCAUGUUCAUCACAAAGUUUCCUCUCCAUGUCCUCCACAUUUUGUACCCGAUCGGAUCGGUCAUCCUUCAUGUUGGCUUGGUAGUCAUCUAUUGCGUCUCUGCUUCCUUCCAAGCCGGCAGUGACAAAUCAGAUCCCGAUCAUAUGCAAAAUGGGCCACCAUGGUACAUCACCAAGAACUGCAACGUCGCCCACGAGAAAGACAAUGUCGGAUACUGCCAACAGGCAAAGUCCCUCUUCGCAGUUACCAUCAUCAUCAUCGUCCUCUAUACCGUCGAACUAGCCAUCGCCGCCCAAAACUGCUUCAUAACGAAGGAAGAACGCGCCGAACGCGACGAACAGCGCGAAGAAAAAGAAACCAUGAAGGCAUAUGAGGACAUGAUUCUCAAAUCGCCCAGCAUGAUCCCAAUGACUCCCAGCGCCGUGCCGAUGUCCCCAGGAACAGCCACAUACCCGCGCUCACCGAUGCCCGUAAUGACGCCGCGCAGCCUGGCCUUCAACCGACUUGACCCCGCAUCCGCAUCCAGGGACCUUCCGCUCCGCGAACACUUUGGGGCCGCCCCAUCGCACCCGCAAACUGCUCUGCAGGAGGUGGACACGACGGCGAGUGGAUCGAUCCAGCCUGCACAGCCGCAGAUCUAUUUCCCGCCGCCACCGAAGAAGGCGAAGAAGUAG
Molecule: messenger RNA, 948 nt
Organism: Aspergillus calidoustus
Lineage: Eukaryota; Fungi; Ascomycota; Eurotiomycetes; Eurotiales; Aspergillaceae
Source: the annotation of a GenBank genome assembly